UUCGGCGGGGCCCCCGGCCAGUGGGCCCGCUACGGGCGUUGGGAGGCGGGCUCGGUGGGCGAGCUGAGCUUCAGUCUGAAGACCAAUAUCAGCAAGGCCCUGGUGCUCUACCUGGACGACGGCGGCAACUGCGACUUCAUGGAGCUGCUGAUCGCCGGCGGGCGCCUCCAGCUGCGCUUCGCCAUCCACUGCGCUGAACCCGCCACCUUACACAUGGAAACCCGGGUCAACGACGACCGCUGGCACAUGGUGCUCCUCACACGCAACUUCCGCGAGACCCUGCUCAUGGUGGACGGCGAGACCAAGGUGGCGGAGGUCAAGUCCAAGCGGAAGGAGAUGGCGGUGGUCAGCGACCUGUUUGUGGGCGGCAUCCCGCCUGACGUGCGCCUCUCAGCCCUUACGUCCAGCACGGUGAAGUAUGAGCCCCCAUUCCUGGGCCUGAUCUCCAACCUGAAGGUGGGCGAGAUGCCCCCUACCCUGCUCAACAGCCAGGGCAUCCAGAGUGACCUGGAGUAUCUGUGCACCAAGCAGAACCCCUGCUUCAACGGCGGCUUCUGCUCCAUCCAGUAUGGCGAGGUGCACUGCGACUGCACACACACCCGCUACAAGGGAAAGUACUGCAAGGAAGAAGAUAAUAAACUGGUUAGGGCUCUCCCCCAUUUGGCUUUAAUUGAACAAGGAUCUUCAAAGGGGAAGGAAGAGUCAGUGGCCACCUUCAAGGGGAACGAGUUCUUCUGCUACGACCUGUCGCUGACGCCCAUCCAGAGCAGCACGGACGAGAUCACGCUCUCCUUCCGCACGCUGCAGCGCAACGGCCUCAUGCUGCACACGGGCAAGUCGGCCGACUACGUCAACCUGUCGCUGAAGAGCGGCGCCGUGUGGCUGGUCAUCAACCUGGGCUCGGGCGCUUUCGAGGCACUGGUGGAGCCCGUCAACGGGAAGUUCAACGACAACACCUGGCACGAUGUGCGCGUCACCCGCAACCUGCGUCAGGUGACCAUAUCAGUGGAUGGUAUUCUGACCACUACUGGUUAUACCCAGGAGGACUAUACCAUGUUGGGCUCAGAUGACUUCUUCUACAUAGGGGGGAGUCCCAAUACCGCAGACCUGCCCGGAUCACCCGUCAGCAACAACUUCAUGGGCUGCCUUAAAGACGUGGUGUACAAGAAUAACGACUUCAAGCUGGAACUCUCCCGGCUAGCCAUCGAGCGGGACCCUAAGAUCAGCCUGAACGGAGAUCUUGUCUUCCGCUGCGAGGACGUGGCCGCCCUGGACCCCGUCACCUUUGAGUCCCCCGAGUCCUUCAUCGCCCUGCCCAAGUGGAACACCAAGAAAACAGGCUCCAUCUCCUUUGACUUCCGCACCACAGAACCCAGUGGUCUGCUGCUGUUCAGCCACGGGCGCCCCCAGGGUCCUAAAGAGCAGAAGCCGGGUCGAGACAUGAAGUCAGACUACUUUGCUAUGGAGCUGCUGGACGGGUUCCUCUACCUGCUCAUGGACAUGGGGUCGGGGAGUAUCAAGCUGAAGACCAGUAAUAAGAAGGUGAACGACGGGGAGUGGUGCCAUGUGGACUUCCAGAGGGAAGGGAGGAAAGGGUCCAUCUCGGUGAACAGCCGCAGUAUCCCCUUCAACUCCAACGAGGGCAGUGAGAUCCUGGACCUGGACAGCGACAUGUUCCUGGGGGGUCUCCCCGAGACCCGCUCUGACCUGGUGCUGCCCCCCGAGGUCUGGACCGCCUUGCUCAACUACGGCUACGUGGGCUGCGUCCGCGACCUCUUCAUCGACGGCAAGAGCCGCGACGUGCGCCGCCUGGCCGAGAUCCAGAGCUCCCCGGGCGUUAGCAGCUUCUGCACCCGUGAGCUUCAGAAGAGGUGUAGCAGCACCCCCUGUGGGAACGGAGGCCUGUGUAAAGAGGGAUGGAACCGCUACAUCUGCGACUGCACCGGCACCGGCUACCUGGGCAGCAACUGUGAAAUUGAGGCGACGGUGCUGAGCUACGAUGGCAGCAUGUACCUGAAGAUCAUCAUCCCGGGCACCAUGCACACCGAGGCAGAGGACGUGGCGCUACGGUUCAUGUCCCAACGGGCAUUCGGUCUCCUCGUGGCCACCACCUCCAAAGAGUCCGCCGACACCCUGCGGCUAGAGCUGGAUGGUGGCAGGGUCAAGCUGACUGUCAACCUAGAUUGUAUCAGGAUAGACUGUAACCUCAGUAAAGGACCUGAAACGCUCUUCGCUGGCCAGAAGCUCAACGACAACGAGUGGCACAUGGUGAAAGUGGUGCGCCGAGGAAAGAACUUCCAGCUAUCUGUGGACAACGUCACGGUGGAAGGCCAGAUGACAGGUGCCCACACGCGGCUGGAGUUCCACAACAUUGAGACGGGCAUCAUGACCGAGCGUCGCUUCAUCUCCGUGGUGCCCUCCAACUUCAUCGGUCACCUCCAGGGCCUGACGGUCAACAGCGUGCCCUACCUGGACCAGUGCAAGAACGGCGACAUCUCCUACUGCGAACUCAACGCCCGCUUUGGCAUGCGUCACAUCAUCGCCGAUCCGGUGACGUUUCGAACGAAAGCAAGCUAUCUAGCGUUGGCUACUUUGCAGGCCUACGCCUCCAUGCACCUCUUCUUUCAGUUCAAGACCACCACGUCGGACGGCCUGCUGCUCUUCAACUCGGGGGAUGGCAGCGACUUCAUCGUUGUGGAGCUGGUCAAAGGCUACGUCCAUUAUGUCUUUGACCUCGGCAACGGCCCGUCGCUGAUGAAGGGUAACUCGGACAAGCCGCUCAACGACAACCAGUGGCACAACGUGGUGGUCUCCCGGGACGCCAACAACGUGCACACGCUCAAGAUCGACUCCCGCACCGUCACCCAGCACUCCAAUGGAGCCCGUAACCUGGACCUCAAAGGGGAGCUGUACAUCGGUGGUGUGGGGAAGAGCAUGUACAACAGUCUGCCCAAGCUGAUCGCGUCCCGGGACGGGUACCAGGGCUGCCUGGCCUCGGUGGACCUCAACGGGAGACUGCCAGACCUGAUCGCAGAUGCCCUCCACAGGGUGGGCCAGGUGGAGCGAGGCUGCGACGGACCUAGCACCACCUGUACGGAGGACUCCUGCUACAAUCAGGGCGUGUGUCUCCAGCAGUGGGAGGGCUUCUCCUGCGACUGCACCAUGACGUCCUAUGGAGGCUCCUUCUGUAGCGACCCUGGGACAACCUACAUCUUCGGGAGAGGAGGAGCCCUCAUCACAUACACCUGGCCCCCCAACGACCGGCCGAGCACGCGGGCAGACCGGCUGGCGGUGGGAUUCAGCACACAGCUCAAGGAGGCCGUGCUGGUCAGGGUGGAGAGCGCAGAGGGACUGGGAGACUACCUGGAGCUGCACAUAGAACGAGGAAGGAUCGGCGUCAUCUUCAACGUGGGAACGGACGACAUCGUCAUCGAGGAGAGCGCGGUGAUGGUGAGCGACGGUAAAUACCACGUGGUGCGCUUCACGCGCAGCGGCGGCAACGCUACCCUGCAGGUGGACAGCCAGCCCGUUAUCGAACGCUUCCCCACAGGGAACUUUGAUAAUGAACGCCUGGCUAUUGCUAGACAAAGAAUCCCAUACCGACUUGGUCGGGUAGUUGACGAGUGGCUACUCGACAAAGGUCGACAGUUGACCAUCUUCAACAGCCAGGCGUUCAUCAAGAUCGGUGGUGGUGGCGGCGACAAGGCCCGUCACUUCCAGGGCCAGAUCUCGGGCCUCUACUACAACGGGCUGCAGGUGCUCAAGCUGGCAGCCGAGGGCGACCCCAAUGUGCAGGCCAAGGGCAACCUGCGGCUAGUGGGCGACGUGCCCUCGGUGCUCACCACGGACACCACCAGCACCACGCCGCUGGCCGACAUGUCCACCACCAUCAUGGAGACAACCACGACCAUGGCUACCACCACCACCCGCAAGCAGCGUUCACCCACCAUGAGGGACAGUGUCACACAGAACACGGAUGAUCUGUUGGUAGCAUCUGCUGAGUGUCCCAGCGAUGACGAGGACUUGGAGGAGUGCGAGCCUGGAAAUGCCAACCCCAACCAGCUAGGCCCCAGAGGAGGGCCUCCCGGCGCGGUAGAAGUAAUCAGGGAGUCCAGCAGCACCACGGGCAUGGUGGUGGGCAUCGUGGCGGCCGCUGCCCUCUGCAUCCUCAUCCUGCUCUACGCCAUGUACAAGUACCGUAACCGGGACGAGGGCUCCUACCAGGUAGACCAGAGCCGAAACUACAUCAGUAACUCGGCCACGCAGAGCAACGGCACCCUGGUGAAGGAGAAACAGCCGGGCACAGCCAAGACAACCACCAAGAACAAGAAGAACAAAGACAAGGAGUACUACGUCUGA
This is a messenger RNA of Salvelinus namaycush (lake trout), 4359 nucleotides long. Its product is annotated as neurexin-2-like. Lineage: Eukaryota; Metazoa; Chordata; Actinopteri; Salmoniformes; Salmonidae. The coding region runs from base 139 to 4359 and encodes 1406 amino acids. The transcript has 21 exons. The record is from RefSeq and is a predicted model, not a curated record.